CCGGGCCGGGAAGAUGGCGGCGCUCGUGUCGCCCUUGGCUACAGCGCGGUGCCUGCUGCGGGCUCCGCGGCGCUGCGCCCGCCUGCUCCCGGCGCUCAGAGCAUACACAGCUCAGGCAGAGGAGAAGACAGGCCCUGGUACUCCUACAGAUGCUCACGCCAGAGCCUUAUUGGUUUGCAAUGGACCUUUAGAACAUUAUGACUUUCUGAUUAAGCAAGAAGAGCUGAAGAAUGAUGAGCAACAAAGAAGAGUUGUGCAGCACCUGCAGAAGUUGCACGAGAGCCUUAAAGGCUACAGCAUUGAUUCAAAAAAUCUUCUCUCAAAGCUCCUUGCCAAAAACAAACCCCCAAAAGGUGUUUAUGUCUAUGGAGAUGUUGGCACAGGAAAGACAAUGGUGAUGGACAUGUUCUAUUCUCACUUAGAAGUAGAAAGGAAAAAGAGAGUCCAUUUUCAUGGUUUCAUGUUGGAUGUACACCAGAGAAUACAUCGCCUUAAGCAGAGCUUGCCAAAGAGAAAGGCGGGAUUUAUGGCUAAAUCAUAUGACCCAAUUGCACCAGUGGCAGAGGAAAUAAGCAAAGAGGCUGCUCUCUUAUGUUUUGAUGAAUUUCAGGUCACUGACAUUGCUGAUGCCAUGAUUCUGAAGCAGCUUUUUGAAAAUCUCUUCCAAAAUGGGGUUGUCGUUGUGGCAACAUCUAACAGGCCGCCAGAAGAUCUCUAUAAAAAUGGUCUUCAGAGAGCUAAUUUUGUACCAUUCAUUGCUGUGCUGAAGAAAUACUGCAACACAGUCCAGCUUGAUUCUGGAAUAGACUACAGGAAACGAGUGCUUCCAGCUGCUGGAAAACUUUACUACCUCACAAGUGAAGCUGAUGUGGAGGCUGUCAUGGAUAAGUUGUUUGAUGAGCUGGCUCAGAAACAAAAUGAUUUAACUAGACCAAGGAUUCUAAAAGUGCAAGGCAGAGAGCUGAGGCUGAAUAAAGCGUGUGGAACCAUUGCAGACUUCACGUUUGAAGAGCUGUGCGACAGACCUCUUGGAGCCAGUGACUAUCUGGAAAUAUCAAAGCAUUUUGACACAGUGUUUGUUCGUGACAUACCACUUCUUACGAUAUCAAAAAGGACACAAGCUCGUCGUUUCAUUACUCUUAUUGAUACCUUUUAUGAGCAUAAGGUGCGCAUUAUCUGUUCUGCAGCGACUCCUCUCGAUAGCUUGUUCCUGGUGGAACACGGCAGUGGUGAGCAAGAGGACAACAGAGUGUUGAUGGAUGAUUUGGACUUGAGCCAGGAUUCUGCCAAAGGACUCUCCAUGUUUACAGGAGAAGAGGAAGUCUUUGCCUUUCAGCGUACUCUCUCACGGCUUACAGAGAUGCAAACUGAACAGUACUGGAAAGAUGGGGACAGAAGCAAAAAAACAUAAUUAAAAGUUAAAUGAAAUUACCAAGAAGUAAAAUUACAGCACUGGAAAGGUUUUUAGCACAACUGAAAUAAUAAUUGCACUUUAUCACCUGGACCAUGUUUUCUUUCAUCAGUUGCCUUUUGAGUUUAAGACACAAGGACUUGGCUAUUUUUCUGUACCACCAGUGUGUGGACAUGUGAAAUUUGGCCUUCGUUUGCUCUUCUUCAAGCCUGGCUGGAUAGCCAGGCCCAGAGAGUGAUGGUGAAUGGAGUUACAUCCACCUGGUGGCUGGUCACCAGUGGGGUUUCUCAGGGCUCAGUAUUGGGACCAGCACUGCUUAAUAUCUUUAUCCGUGACACAGAAAAAGGGAUUGAGUGCACCCUCAGUAAAUUCACAGAGGAUGCCAGUUUGGGUGGGAGUGUUGAUCUGCUGGAGGUGGGAAGGCUCUGCAGAGCAAUCAGGACAGGACAGGCUGGAUCAGUGAGCCAAGGCCAGUUGUAUGAGAUUCAAUAAGGCCAAGUGCAGGGUCCUGCCCGUGGCUCCCAACAAGUCCCUGCAGUGCUACUGACUGAGGGAAGAGUGGCUGGAAAGCUCACUAGUGGAAAAGGGCCUGGGGGGAUGCUGGUCAACAGUGGCUGAACAUGAGCCAGCAGUGUGCCAGCAAUGACAUCCUGGCCUGUCUCAGGAAUAGUGUGGCCAGCAGGACAAGGGCAGCGAUUGUCCCCCUGUACUGGGUACUGGUGAGGCUGCUCCUCAAAUCCUGUGUUCUGUUCUGGGCCCCUCACUACGGGAAGGUCAUUGAGGUGCUGGAGUGAGUCUAAAGAGCAACAAGGCUGGUGAAAGGUCUGGAGCACAAGUCAUGUGAGGAGUGGCUGAGGGAGCUGCAGGUGUUUAGCCUGGAGAAAAGGAAGCUCAGGGGAGACCUCAUCACUCUGUGAACUAUCUGAAAGGAGGUUGUAGCCAGGUGGGGGUGGGUCUCUUCUCCCAGGCAGCUGGCAACAGGACGAGAGGACAGAGCCUCAAGCAGCACCAGGGGAGGUUCAGGUUGGACAUCAUGAGCAGUUCCUUCACUGAAAGCGUUGUCCAGCAUUGGAACAGGCUGCCCAGGGAGGUGGUGGAGUCACUUGCUAGAAUCCUGGAACUCCUCUGUAGUGUGUUAUGUUUUGGGAUUUUUUUCUGAGUCUAGCUAAGUACUGACUUUCAAGCUCUAGGAGUGUUUUGUAAUCAGGCUGUUGCUCAGUCUGGCUCAUUGAAGACUAAUGGUUUGAACCAAGAGAGAACCCUGAGGAGGAGCUUGAAGGUACUUGAAACUGCACAGGAUUAAGAUCUAAGUAAUUGAUGGGAAGAGAGACUAUGAUAAGGCAGGGUAUGCUGUAACAUAAGUGCCAGUUAGUACUCUUUCUAAAUUUUGUGGUUCUUGCAAGCCUGGAUAUACUGCCUCUACACCAGUGACAUAUCUGUACCCUGAAUUUCCUCAGGCUUCAUCCAUACCAAACCUUCCACUGCUGCUAACACACCUGCCCUGACCUGGGGAGAGUAGGACACAGUACUACUUGAAGCAAUUCAUCAUAUUACAAAUAGGAAUGUGUUUUAUGGGAAAGAUGGGAUAGUAACUGAUACCUCAAGACACAUCACCACCUAUCCGCGUGUUUGUAGUUGGAAACUUUGUAUUUUAGUUAAAAAUGCAGUGGUGUCACUCUUGAUUUCGGUCUCACUGAGACAAAAUAUGGCACUGUGUGGAUUCACUUACAGUGUAUUUUUUGGAAAAAACAUGUAGAUGGACUGAAAAGAUUGCCCUCAUUUCUUAGGAAGGAGAUAUGUAACACACUGCCCCAAAAGCUGAGGCGUUUUCUUGGAUUUUGCAACAUGAUCUUUUUCAGUUACCAAACAUAUUUUCACUGCCUUUGUUAAGCCUGAUCAAAUUGUUUCAGUUGUAGCCCCCACCAGAAUUACAGAAAGCUUUUAAAAGGGCCUUCUGGGAGGGCUGGAGAGGUCCUGUGCACUUGCCUGUCUUAUGGAGCCACAUACUCAAGUCUGGUUUUCUGUUCUGUUCCCCUCUGUUGGUCCUGGAAGUUACUUAUGCUGGCUAUACCUGUUCUUCAAAUAAUGUUUAAAGCCUAUAUUUAUAGUUUGCAACUCAUGCAAGUAUGUUAUUAUUCCCACAAGAGUGACUACCACGGAGAAUUUUAAUGCAUAUUUAUGAAAACUUUAUGAAAGAGAAUAUAUUGCAUAUACUUAAAAAUAUACAAAUAAUUGAUGUAUGUUUUCAGAGAUUUGGAUUAGGUUUCUCAACAGAGGGACUAUUGAGAUUCAUGCAUGUGUGUCUGUAUAUACAAACACAUAUGUAUAUUUAAUUUAUACAUAUAUAUAUAUAAAUCUAGAUAAAGCUAAUAUAUAUAAUUUAAGUGUGUGUGCUUCUAUAUUUAUACAUGGCAGUCUAUACUUAUCAGCCUGUGACUGUGCUGAUAACUUGCCUGAAGCCUCAGCCUUGACUUUUUUCCAGUAGCAUUCAAAUGGCUCCUGCCUUCUCUAAAACUGAAUGUGUUGUGGGAAAGUGGAAGAUGGUGGUAGAUAACCUAAAGCACUUUUCAUCUGGAUAUUUAUUUAUAUUCUUUUAAAAACUGUUUACAUGUUUAGCUUGUAUGUCCUCCUCUGUCAUGUGGUGCAGGGGAAGUGCGUAAUCUUGCAGAACACAGGUGAGAUGUUUGGGAUGUGUGAGAGGAGAGGUCCUGGCAGGUUCUGCAUUCCCAGAGAGACUGUUUUGGGAGAGGGAGGUGAAGUAUUUCUCCACAGUCUGUGUGGGUGAUGACUAACGUCCUUUAACCAGGGGAAUCCCUGUUUGUGUUCAAACCUGUUGCUGCUUUUCCAAUUGUUAUUUGAGGCUUUUCUGCAAUCUGAGCACACACCCCAAACUCAGGUGCCCCAGAUUCUCGGAAGCUCCUAAAUGCAGUGGGACUGAUGUAUCACUGAAAACCUCUGAGGAUAUAGAUGAGCUCCAUCAAACCACAGGAGGAAAGUUCCCAAAAGCCUCCAGAGCCAGUGCUGCUUCCAGAACAAGACAGCCUUCCAAAGGCGAUGGAUGGAUGGAUGGACGGAUGGAUGGAUGGAUGGAUGGAUGGCCAGAAGAACUUUUUGCUGUGACUGGUUUCUGAUCUGAAAAGGAGAACUGUUAGUGGCUUUUUUUUGAGUAAAGAUGUUCAUGAUGACACUACAGCUGGAUAGCUAUCACCUAUUUUUCAGCAAUCUAAACAUGAAAAGAAACAACUGACCAGGUUUCAAACAGGGCUCAGCACAGUCACCAACCCUCUAACAAGGAAGAAGAACAGUGUCUCCAUCAAGACCUGGCUAACAGGAUGAAGAUUCAUGAUUUUAAUUUCUGCAGUUGCCUGGAUCUCAAUACAUCUCGUGCCUCAGUUUCCCUGUUGAUAAAAUAGGAAUGAUGUUACUUCCUUAUUUGCCAAAUCUGGAGUGCUGCCAGGCUUCCUCAUUAAUAUUCUAAGAUGCUUGCUUAGAGUCUGGGAGGAAAAUACUUCAGUAAAGUAUGUAAAUAGUGCAAAAAAAAAAAUUAGCUACUCAAAGUGGAUUAGUCUCCUUGUUUGGGUUACAGAAUUAAUGCCAUCAACUAAACACCAUGUGCCUCUUUGUAGUGAUGGGUUUUUAAAAUAAUGCAUCUAUUUUAAGAGUCUAUUUAAAGAAAAAAAUAUUUGGGUUUGUGAUUAAAACUCUAGACCAUUUGUGUAGAUUUUCUUUUAGUUGUAACGACAUUACAACCUUAGCUCCUAUAUUUGUGAAAUACAAUGGCUUUGCAAAUGCUGUUGGGAUUUUCCUUGUAUACUGAACUUUUUUUAAAAAAAUGUCAUUUGAAAUCUAAUACAUAACAAACUGAACACUCAAAUCCUUCUGUCAUUUGAGAAUAACUUACGUUGUAAACAAUAAAUCCAGAUUUUAUAAACAUUUCACUCAUUCUACUUUUAGGUAUGUGUUCUGGAUAGGCAGACACUCGUUAAUUAGAAUCAUAGAAUGUUAAGGGGUUGGAAGGAACCUUGAAGAUCAUCUAGUGCCAACUCCUCCUGCCACAGGCAGGGGCUCUCCCACUAGACCAGGUUGCUCAAGGCCUUAUUCAGCCUAGGUUUCAAAAGUCCCACCCAAGCUGUACAGGAACACUGCCAGGAAUGGGGAAUCCACAGCUCCUCUGGGCAACCUGUCCCAGUGCCUCAUCACCUUCACAGUAAAAAAAAUUUCUUCCUAAUACCCAUUCUAAACCCACCCUCCUUUAGUUUAAAGCCAUUCCCCCUUGUCUUGUCACUACGUGCCCUUGUAGAAAGCCCCUCUCCAGCUCUCUUGCGGCACCCUUUCGGUCCUGGAAGGCUGCUGUAAGGUCUCCCUGGGCCUUCUCUUCUCCAGGCUGAAAAGCCCCCACUCACCCUCUCUCCAGAGGAGAGGUGCUCCAGCCCCUGAUCAUCACUACUUGGUGUGAUGUUUUUUCUUAAAUCUCUGUAUUCAGGGGGCAAACCCAGACUGGCAGCACGGCCAGUGUCUGGGCACUUUGGCUGCCUGUACAAGCUGUAGCACCACAGGCCACUGCCCUACACAUGGCUCAGCUUUUGGUGCAUACAUCCAGAGCUUGUCAGAAAGAUCCUCCUCCAGAAGCAGUUUAGGAUUGUCCACCUCAAUUAUUGCUGCCAGCAGCCCUAAUUUUCACGUUUAGAACCCAUUUUUUUCUAUCUCUCUGACUCCUUUUCUCCAGCAACUUACUCUUACUGUUCAAGAUCUGCUUUUGCUGUCAGCCAGUUAGUUCUGUGGUCAGUUGUUACAGGUUUUGUACAGCUUGGGAAAUUGCCCUUGGGAAGCAGUUAGUUAACAUGGAGGCAGGCAGGGACGUCCCCACAUUGAAGGGGCUGAAGGGCUCCCCAGUGCAGGUGCUCUCAGGCAGCACCUCUGUGUUGAGAAUGGGAGAGCAAGGCUGCAGCAUGGAUGGCACUUCUCCAUGGAUGUCAGUGGCAGACAGUCAGACAGUUCUUGCCGACAGAUGGCCAGCAGUGUUUCACAGUUCAGGCUUGAGAAACCAGUGGUGUGAAAUGUUUUAGGAGGGGUUAAGUUUUAGGGCUAUUUCUAUACCUUCUACUGGAAACACUCAAUCUUCCCAUUUCUUGAAGAGGGAGAUUGUCAUAUAGAAUAUCAAGCUGUGGCCAACUUGUUCCGCUGUGUUGCUUGCAGUAGUGCAGUAUCGAGUGUUGAGAGCAUCCAUCAGCCUGGGAUACUUAAUAUUUUUCUUUUGUUCUGUAAUCUCAUUUCUGAUGUAGGAGAAGGGGUUCAUGUGUCUCAGCUUCCCCGAGACCUCUGGGCCUGGAGUUUCCUGCUGCUUGGCUUUGGGCCUCAGGAGCUCUGGCACAUGUGAAAUAACAGUGUGUGGGGCCUGGGGGUGCCUCCAUGUCCCUGCAGAAUGGGAGACAUUUCUGACCCUUGGGAUGGGGCACUGCCUGCUUUUGCCUUCCUGUCUACUGAGAGGGAGGACUUGCAGUGGCAGUCCCUAGAGCGAGAGCAGAGAGAGGACGGAGCAGAUGGAGGAUGCAGGCCACUUGCUCCCUUUCCAGCCUUCUGCAUUCUGCAUGUAUUUGUAAAACAACUUUUGUUUUAAAUUGAAUUGAAUUCUAAGAGAGCUAUUAAAAUACAGAAAUGCUUCUCACUGACCUAUUACUCUGCAUUCAUGUUGGUAAAAUUUUGGAUGUGCUUCUAUAGUCCUCCCGCCAGUUCUUUGUCAGGGUGAAGGGUUUAGUUGGCUCUGUUAAUCCACUCUCUAGCUGAAAUUGUUCAUUUAAAUCGUUAUAAAAAUCCACUCUUCCAAUGCGAAUCCUUUAGUCCCAGAUUCGAGUACUGCUGCCAGUGCAAAGACUUCACAUUCUCUGAGUGCAAUCCACACUGUGUCAGUCCAAAGCCAAAUUGCAAACACUUAUCCACAAUUCCCCUUACUCAGCUGUAAGCUAAUUUUUUUUUAGCAGGCAACAAUAGUCAAAAAAGUAUAGGGAAAGAUUAUUAGAAGAGCUUAAGAAAUGGUUAAUUGACUCCUUCACAAUCUGUGGUAUAAUUCUACCGCAUUCUCUUAUUGCAAGAAGCAAAACCUUUAGUUCUGUUACUUAAUAUAUUUUUAGCACGUGAUUCUUUGGUGUCACAGUAAUUAAGUGCAAUCACAGCCACUGAAAGAUGAAGCAUGAAAAGAUUUGAGUGAUAUUUUUAAGCUGAAGUCAACUGAACCAGGAAAAGUAAGCUCACUGACAUGAUGAAGAAAGCCGCCUUUGAGUCCUCUGGUCUUUUACAAUUUGCAAAGCCAAACACACCUGUGUGCCUUCUGCCUACAGCGAUGGAUAAUGUUCAGGUCAUAACACGACACGUUGGGAGGUGAAGUUUGUUCCUGCAGGCUUGUUAAGAGCAUCGCUCACAUCAGGUCUUUCUUGUAGCUGAGGUAUGAUGUGCCCAACAAUGCUCCCCUGUUAAUCGAGGUUCAAGUGUGCUGCAAACACCUAACAAAGUUCCUUGGUGGGCAGGGGGAGUGAAGUUCGCUGAAAACGCAGGCAGAGGACCCGUAUCGUCCAGUUGCAGUUCAUACCUCCCAAAAAGUAACAUUUCAGAGGCCAGGGGAGAGAGAGGAGCAAUUACUGUCCAGCAAAAUUACAAUCUGAAUGGGCUGCCAUUUUCAGUGCUUCGCUGGGAUGGCCAUGAUUGCUAUAGAAACUUCUGAGAGUGAGACAGAGAGGUUUUCCAGCACUGGAAAUUGCGAAUGGAGAAGGUUAGACUGGGUGCAAAGCCCAUUCAGUCAAACAGCUGCCAAUUGAGCCUCUUUGCCAAGUGGAUUGUAGGAAAUGCUGAUUAAAAUGUCCACGGAAUGCACCAGGAAAAUUAGAUUUCAGUCACAGCCGCCUGGCCAGUUUCAGUGGGCAGACGGCUCCAGUGUGUGGUGCACCUGGGCUUGUUCUCCCGCCGUGGCCUCUCCCACAGCCGCUUGCCCCCAGCUCACCGGUACCUCAGUGAAUAGUCUAAGGACACAGGUGAGAUGAAGUUUGUGGGGAUAGAUGGUAACAACUGGUCUAAUAAAGGAUAACUGGGUGGGGGACAAAAAAAAGCCAGGCAUCAUUCCAGGUGAGGGAGAAGUGUCCCUCCCGACUCCAGCUUUGCCAUUUCUCCCAGGGCACAAGCCCAGAUGUGGGCUGCUGCCACAUUCAGCUCCCUCUGACUGGGCUGGCACCCACAUUUUGUCUCCCCCACCCUAACUCGCUGUGUUGGCAUAUAAACAGGACUGCUGUCUUCGAACAUUGACUGAAAACCUCUUCUCCUCCCAACAGCCUGUGAUGGACAGAUGAAACUGUCCCUUUGGGGCAGAAGACCUGGCAGUACACCCAAAAGCCUGCCACAAACCGGGAGGCAGGGCUAAGCCUGUGGGAGGUUGUCAUAGUUCCGAUUUUAGCAAGGAAUUUUUCUUUCCCUUCCCCCUGCCGUGUGUGCUCUGUGUAUAGGCCAUCAGGUACCUAUCAGGUGAACAAAAGAAUUGGCUGGUCCACUAAUGGCCGAGAGAACAGUCUCCUAGGAAACAGGCAGAUGAAGGAUCUAAAGUCUACUUUUUUUCCUCCUCUCCGGGGCAAUGGGGGAGGAGGAAUUUUGGUGGACUGGGAGUGUGGCUGGCACGCAGGCUGGGAGGAGAGGCUGGUGUGCCGGUGGGCUCAGGACCUUCUGCGAGCUGCAGAUGCUGUUUUUUUUUCUCCUGUCGGAGGGGAGUUUGCUGCUGCUCUCUGCUCAGUUGUUGCUGGCUGCAGGCCCUGCUUAAAGCGAACUCUAACCAGCUCAAGAUCAUGAGUUUUAUUCCAUUGGGAGAACUUUCUGUUUGAUUGCUGGUUUUUUCCCUUCUUUUCCCUUCCCCCCCACCCCCACUACUCCCUCUCUCCUGUCCCAGUGUGGGAAGGGAAGGGGAACCGAGGGGUGUUUUUGUUGUUGUUUUUGUUGUUGUUGUUGUUUUUUUACUGGACAUUACGAGUUCUGCACCUCCAGUGAUCCAACAGCACCACCUGGUGAAUGGUACAGGACAUUACAAGUUUUGCAUCUCCAGUGAUACGAUGGCGCCCCCUGCUGACUGUGGUUGGAAUUGCACCAAGGGGCGCAAACAUUGAACCCUUUACUCUUCCUUUUGCUGAUUUAUCGGUUUGUUCCUGAAGGGGAUUAUUGGUGGGUAUAGGAGUAUUGCUUGGUUGUUUUAUUUGGGGUUUUUUCCAUGUUUCUGUUAAUACACACAUACCUUUUAAUAAAGGGCUGUUAUUUUCCCUUUUCCAUAAUUUGUUUUCCUUCAAUCGGAGCCUCUUAAUUUUGGAUUUAUAAUUGCUUAGAAAGAGAAGUUUCAGUCUUUUCUCCUAACUCAUCCUCAGCAAAAGACCCUUGUCUCAUUUAAACUGGGACAGAGGUGUUGGUGCUUCUUCUUCUUCUUCAUCUCUCCAGCAGCUUAGACAAGCUCCUGAAAUCCCAUCCCAUAGCCCAUCAGUCCCCAGCUUUGGCUGCACACCCAGGUGCAGCUGCAACUCCAGUAGUGUUCCUCCUUAAGGGGCUCCUCUCACCUCCUUUCCCUAUCCCCACUCCUCCAUCCUUUCAUCUCUGCUGGGGGAGGGGUUAUUACCUUUUUGUGUUCAUUGCUGACCUUGGUAAAACAGCUUCUCACCCUUCUGGCAGCAGACUGGCAGCAGUUAUUUCAGUGCCUCGCUUCCUCACUGAUCCCCUGAAGGACUCUUGGUAUUAUUAGGCUUUAUCACCAUCAUUGUUUCAUUUCCUCGUCUCUCCUGUCUCUCCUCAGCCUCCUUUGAUUUAACUCCAGUCAGUCAGACAGCAGAGUCUCAGGCAGGUAAGCUCAGACACAUAUAAUGCUGUGACACAGUAACACAGCCAUUUCCCUUCUCCAUAACUCAAGAGCAGUUGAUGUGCCAGCUCGGGCAGCUUCCACUUAGGAUAGCUGCUUUUCCAGUCGUGCUUGGCUUUGAGGCAAAACAAUAAAAUCAGUGGAAUUUCCUGCCAACUCCUAUUGGAAUUUCCAAAUAUACUGGUUCUUCAUAGGCUGUGCUUGGAAAAAAAAUGUUUGCAUUAAGGUACAAAAAAUUAUGUGGCCUGCAUAAAUAAAAGCAAAGAGAUUUGUCUUGCAGCAUAAGGGUGAAUGAUGUAACAAGUCACAGUUUAUCAA
Messenger RNA from Myiozetetes cayanensis, 10598 nucleotides. It is a transcript of the gene AFG1L, whose product is annotated as AFG1 like ATPase. The record is from RefSeq and is a predicted model, not a curated record. Lineage: Eukaryota; Metazoa; Chordata; Aves; Passeriformes; Tyrannidae. The transcript has 13 exons. Bases 14 to 1411 code for a protein of 465 amino acids. Gene Ontology annotation, molecular function: ATP hydrolysis activity; ATP binding. Gene Ontology annotation, cellular component: cytoplasm; mitochondrion.